Messenger RNA from Brassica oleracea var. oleracea, 681 nucleotides. RefSeq names its product probable LRR receptor-like protein kinase At1g51890. The record is from RefSeq and is a predicted model, not a curated record. Lineage: Eukaryota; Viridiplantae; Streptophyta; Magnoliopsida; Brassicales; Brassicaceae. Bases 49 to 681 code for a protein of 210 amino acids. The transcript is spliced from 2 exons.
UCCUCUGAAUCAAAGCACUCACCACAAACACAAGAAAAAGAGAGAAAAAUGAAUUCUUUUAAUAGCUUUUUGCUGCUCUUGAUAACAUCAGCCUAUUGCAUUUUUGAAUCAGUUCAAGCUCAAGAUCAAUCAGAAUUUAUCAGCUUGGAUUGUGGGCUGGUCCCUAAAGACACAAUCUAUAGGGAGAAGUCGACGAAUAUAGUAUACAAAUCAGAUGCAAAUUACAUCGAAAGUGGAGUGGCUAGGAAGGUCAAUGCCGCAUACAUGACGUUGUCUCAGCGUCAGCGAAAGAUUUGGUCCUUAAGAAGCUUCCCUGAGGGUACAAGAAACUGUUACAACUUCAACCUCACAGCUAAACGCAGAUAUCUGAUCAGAGCAGACUUUGUUUAUGGGAACUAUGACGAUCGAAAUCAACUCCCAAGCUUUGAUCUUCACGUUGGUCCUAACAAAUGGACUUCUGUUUCAGUUCCUGGACUCAAAAAUAGUUCAUACCAUGAGAUGAUCCAUGUCUUAACACAAGACCCUCUCCAAGUUUGUCUUGUUAAGACAGGAGAAACGACACCUUUUAUUUCUUCCUUGCAACUUCGUCCGUUGCACAAUGAAACUUACGGCACGAAAAGUGGCUCGCUGGUCACGAUCUCAAGAGUUUACUUUUCACCCACUACACUGGUCGUCAGGUAA